Messenger RNA from Equus caballus (horse), 2369 nucleotides. The record is from RefSeq and is a predicted model, not a curated record. Lineage: Eukaryota; Metazoa; Chordata; Mammalia; Perissodactyla; Equidae.
AGAAGUCACUGCGACUACUUUUGAGAGUCGGAGAGUGUAAGGCAGAGUGACUGUGAGUGUGUGUGUGUGUGUGUGUGUGUUGCGAUGCUUACGGGGGAGCCACAGCAGGUGAGGUUACAGGGUUCAGACUGUUGGCUCACGCUGCCCUGUGCGUGUACUCUCUCUGCAGUCUAUUUGGAUUUGGGACGAAGAAAAAAUGAGGUUUGUUGGGAUCCUUUGCGGCAGUUUUAAAUGCCUGGGGCUUGUUAGUGCGCUAUGUUGCGAAGGGGGAUGUUAAGUGCCCCAGGAGUGGGGAAGGAGCAUUCUCUAACCACUUAAUUUUCUUUCCAGCCCCUGUCUGGAGGUGGAAGGAGGACUACUGAGGGGUGGGAUAGCUCAGUAUUUCUCUGAAAGGUUUCCUGGGCCAGUCUGGAUGGUUUCACGGGCAAUAUAUACGCCCGACCCUCUACUGCAGGGAUGCAGAUCUCGUUACACACUCCGUGCGUGUGUGUGUGUCUGUGUGUGAGCCGCGCACGCCGUGUGGAAGUGGGGGUCCCAGCUUGUGUCUCCGUGAACACGCUUUUGUGUCCCUCUCCAAGGAAAACGACUGUUGAUCCUGGGACGUACCCUACCAGACUGUCUUGAGUUCUUCUUGAAUUGCCAGUUUUCAGCCUCCUCAUGCCUCCGUCUCCCUUAGACGACAGGGUAGUAGUGGCACUGUCUAGGCCCGUCCGACCUCAGGAUCUCAACCUUUGUUUAGACUCUAGCUACCUUGGCUCUGCCGCCCCAGGCAGUAACAGCCACUCUCCUGUCAUCGCCACCACCGUUGUGUCCCUAAAGGCUGCGAAUCUGACGUAUAUGCCCUCAUCCAGCGGCUCUGCCCGCUCCCUGAAUUGUGGAUGCAGCAGUGCCAGCUGCUGCACUGUGGCAACCUACGACAAGGACAAUCAGACCCAAACCCAAGCCAUUGCCGCUGGCACCGCCACCACCGCCAUCGGAACCUCUACCACCUGCCCUGCCAACCAGAUGGUCAACAACAAUGAGAAUGCAGGCUCUUUAAGUCCAUCAGGUGGGGUGGGCAGCCCUGUGUCAGGAACCCCCAAGCAGCUAGCCAGCAUCAAAAUAAUCUACCCCAAUGACUUGGCGAAGAAGAUGACCAAAUGCAGCAAGAGUCACCUGCCAAGCCAGGGCCCUGUCAUCAUUGACUGCAGGCCCUUCAUGGAGUACAACAAGAGUCACAUCCAAGGAGCUGUCCACAUUAACUGUGCAGAUAAGAUCAGCCGGCGGAGACUGCAACAGGGCAAGAUCACUGUCUUAGACUUGAUUUCCUGUAGGGAAGGCAAGGACUCUUUCAAGAGGAUCUUUUCCAAAGAAAUUAUAGUUUAUGAUGAGAAUACCAAUGAGCCGAGCCGAGUGAUGCCCUCCCAGCCACUUCACAUAGUCCUCGAGUCCCUGAAGAGAGAAGGCAAAGAACCUCUGGUGUUGAAAGGUGGACUUAGCAGUUUUAAGCAGAACCAUGAAAACCUCUGUGACAACUCCCUCCAGCUCCAAGAGUGCCGGGAGGUGGGGGGCGGCGCGUCUGCGGCCUCGAGCAUGCUACCUCAGUCCAUCCCCACCACCCCUGACAUCGAGAAUGCCGAGCUCACGCCCAUCUUGCCCUUCCUGUUCCUUGGCAACGAGCAGGAUGCUCAGGACCUGGACACGAUGCAGCGGCUGAACAUCGGCUAUGUCAUCAACGUCACCACUCACCUGCCCCUCUACCACUACGAGAAAGGCCUGUUCAACUACAAGCGGCUUCCGGCCACCGAUAGCAACAAGCAGAACCUGCGGCAGUACUUUGAAGAGGCUUUUGAGUUCAUUGAGGAAGCUCACCAGUGUGGGAAGGGACUCCUCAUCCAUUGCCAGGCUGGAGUGUCCCGCUCUGCUACCAUCGUCAUCGCUUACUUAAUGAAGCACACUCGGAUGACCAUGACUGAUGCUUAUAAAUUUGUCAAAGGCAAACGACCAAUUAUUUCCCCAAACCUUAACUUCAUGGGGCAGUUGCUGGAGUUCGAGGAAGACUUAAACAACGGGGUGACACCGCGAAUCCUUACACCAAAGCUGAUGGGCGUGGAAACGGUUGUGUGACAAUAGUCUGGAUGGAAAGGAUUAUUGUUCUCCAUUUGGAGAUGAAGAGGAAGGAUGGAUUCUUUCUUUUCAUUUUUCCUUUUUUAGAUGGGGGGUAAAGUUUGUGAACGGAAACAAACUUGUUUAAAAACUUUUUAUUUUUAACAAGUGUGAGAAGAAUUUAACUUUUGAUGCCAUUGAGAUUUACUUCCCAAGAACUGAUAAAGCAGGGAGGCUAAAGAAGUAAUUUUUUUAAGCCAACAAUAAAAAUAUAAUAAAACUUG